Molecule: messenger RNA, 702 nt
Organism: Kockovaella imperatae
Lineage: Eukaryota; Fungi; Basidiomycota; Tremellomycetes; Tremellales; Cuniculitremaceae
Exons: 2
Coding region: 1-702 (233 amino acids)
Biological process (GO): maturation of LSU-rRNA from tricistronic rRNA transcript (SSU-rRNA, 5.8S rRNA, LSU-rRNA); snoRNA localization; box C/D snoRNP assembly
Cellular component (GO): pre-snoRNP complex; nucleus
Source: RefSeq, a predicted model, not a curated record
AUGGGUCUUUCUAGAGAACUAGAGCAAAGAGGGAUACGGAUAGAAUUCAUGCCUGAAGCUAUGGAGCGCAGGAAGAGGAACCAGUCGAAUUGGAAUCCGAAGAACAAGAUCCUGCACUUGACACUCGAAUUCAACGUGGACGCCAGUCUAACAGGGGACGGCGAAUCCCACAGCACGUUAAAACCUCGAGUGCUGAUCGAAGCACCAUCGGACAAAUCGCUUGAGCAAACCUUGCCUGUAUCGCUUAGUGCACUUCUUCCGCCAGAUCUAGCUGCAAGAAGCGACCUCGCCUUCGCUAUCUCUGUGCCAGCCUCGUACAUACAUGAAGACCCGGACUCAUACCAUGGAUCAAAGCUCUACUUUCCGACCCUGGACGCUUCUGUACCUAUACUGGAAGCUCUCAGGGGCAUUGUGUUCCUCGAAUACCCCACUAUUACAAUCAUGUCCCGCUCAAGCUGGGACGCUCAAGUGCAGGAUGGCAGGGUGAAGGUUUUACCUUUGCUACAGGUUUCUACUCGCUUUCACGACAAUGCUUACAAGAGGAAACGAGGUGACGAGGAUACGACGACCACUUCCGCAGAUGGCAAGCCCGACAUCGUGACGCAGCCCAGUACCGCUCUAGCUGAGCUUGGAGGUUAUGAUUCUGACUCAAAUGAGGAGUCGGAGGUAGGAGAUCGGGGAGCAGUGGAUGACGAGGAUUGA